AUGUCAGAGAAAGAUAUAAUGGAAAUGUGCAAUCGAAUCAGUUCAAUGUUUUCAUACUCGUUGCUUGAAUGGGUAUUUUAUUUGGAUCAAAUUGAGAAAGACACUCUCAUGAAGUAUCUGGAUGAAGUAUUGAGAACAAGAGUAUGUGAGAACAUGAUAACUUUCAUGCAAGGAUGUUUUAGUAAGGAGUUAUUAACGGAGAUUCUGGAUAAGAUACCUGUGACAAUAGGGAUAGAUAUAAAAUCGGGUAUUCCGGUGGAUUUCAGACAUCCGAAGGCUCUGAAAUUCUCUACAAUGGAGUACAGAGAAGCAAGAUGGAUUACUGUAGACGACUUGAAGUCUGUUAGAAUUCCUGGCUCCGUUAUGCUGGGGACUACAAACUUUGAUUGUUCUGAUAUCAAUGAAUUCUUGAAAUAUUGGGUCGACUGUGAUGAAUUUAUGAUGGAAUCAAUGUCACUGAAUAUGAAGGAAAGUACAGUAAUCAAUAGAGAUGUUAUAUUAGAUCAACUGAUGGCUGUCCAGUUUUACAGUGAUGUAGGCUAUCAUGUUUAUGUAAAAGCUAAAAACCACAAAAACCUAGAAUCUCCUCUCGGUGUCUUGGAUAUAAAUGCAAAAAAUAAAAUCGAGUUUUGGGCAUUCAAGUCGGAUGAGUAUUCAGAAAUAUACGGAAUGUUAGAAUCACUUGAGAAGAAAAAAGAUUUGGAGAUGGAAUUGAAGAACCUGGAGGAUAGUAGGGACAAACGGAAGGAAGAGAUCUCUACAGAGCUGGAACAAUUGACAAAACAGUUAAAUGAAAAGGAAGAGAAAGGAUUUAUUUUCACUUUCUAG
Messenger RNA from Caenorhabditis remanei, 828 nucleotides. RefSeq lists its product as uncharacterized. NCBI's taxonomy places the organism in Eukaryota, Metazoa, Nematoda, Chromadorea, Rhabditida, Rhabditidae. The record is from RefSeq and is a predicted model, not a curated record. The transcript is spliced from 3 exons. Bases 1 to 828 code for a protein of 275 amino acids.